Messenger RNA from Zasmidium cellare ATCC 36951, 795 nucleotides. RefSeq lists its product as uncharacterized. Lineage: Eukaryota; Fungi; Ascomycota; Dothideomycetes; Mycosphaerellales; Mycosphaerellaceae. The record is from RefSeq and is a predicted model, not a curated record. Bases 1 to 795 code for a protein of 264 amino acids. The transcript has a single exon.
AUGCGGCAAGACGCCGAGAGAGAAGGCAAAGUUGUGCCUUUCCAUGAGAUUGUAGCCAACACCUCGCCGCUGGCAUGCUCGGAUCCACGAGACAUUGUUUUCGCCUUGACCAGCUUGUGUCCUAACUGUGGGUUGCAACCAGACUACAACUUGUCAACAGCUGCGGUGUAUACUGCCUUCUCCAGACAGCUUAUUCGACACGGCAUGUUCGAGAUGCUCCUGCAAAACCUGCAGGCCGACAGACAGUUGCAACGAAAUCAUCGCCUCGGAUUAUCUUGGAUCGUCACCAAACCCACUCUGGCCACUGAUAGUGACCUUGAAGAUUUGCCAACAUGGGCCCUUGACCUGCGGAAAGGCUUCAGACUAUUCGCGCCCAUAGAACCAUCCUCGUCACCAAGCAAAUUCCCAACAGGUCAUCCCUCCGAUGUUCGCUUUAAUCGCAAAGACGAUUCCAUCACCUGCUGCGUCUACUUCAUAGGCACCAUCGCCAAGUCAACGAAGGACAGCUUCCGUCUGAUCGAGACCGUCGUGAAUGGCGAGUACAACCGAGCAGAAGCACGAGUCAAAGUCGAAUUCCCGGAUGCACCUUUGGCCGGGAAGGGCGACAUACUGGUUGCAUUCGACCAGUCUAAGUCCACAAGGUACUCUUACUACAAUGUCAUGUUGCUCCGGAAAAUGAAAGAUAGAGAUGCGUAUGCCCUGUUGCAUUGGAGAUAUCGUGCGAGUGUGGAGUUUGUCGACAGUUUUCUAUCUCCUCCGACGGUUCAGGAGAAGAGAUUCGUUAGGAUUGUUUGA